AUGGGAGUGCCAAUUGGGUUGGUUCUUUUUAUUGAUGUUUGGAAUAAUUCUAUCAAUGUCUUAGGUUACAAACAAAAUGUGAAGGACAUUGUGCAGGAUGCUUUGUUUCCUGAAUCUGGACUGAAUUUGGGAAUCGGUCAUGGAGGAGGAGCCGGUGGACUGGUGGUUGUUCGCAACAUCAACUUGUUCUCAUACUGUGAGUCUUGCUUGCUUCCCUUCAGCAUCAAGUGCCAUGUCGGUUACAUUCCUUCUGGAGGGCGCGUCGUUGGCCUAAGUAAGCUCUCGUGCACCGCAGAUGUAUUCGCGAGGAGGCUUCAGGAACCUAAAAGACUCGCAAGUGAAAUCUGUGCGGCAUUGCAUAGCAGCAUUAAACCAGCUGGUGUGGCUGUUGCUCUUCAAUGUCGCCACAUGAAGCUGCCCGAAGACCAUUCAAGUGAUAUCGAUUCUACUCAUUCAACCGUAUCAGUUUCUUCAAGGUCUGGAGAUUUUAAAGAAGAGAAAAGCUCUUUGUGGGAUGACUUCUCAUUUCUUCUAAGACUAAGAGGUGUAGUCAUCGAAAGAGAAGAUACUGACAAUUCUCAUGUUUAUCCUUGGUGCCCCUUAAGGUCUCCGGAGCUGCCUCAGUCGAAUGGGCAUUGCGUGAGAAACACCAAAAAUGGAAAGGUUUCUUCCAGGACAGCAGUUUCACAGUCACAAGCUUUGCUAUUUCACAGUCACAAGCUUCUAUGA
Zingiber officinale is the source of this 729-nucleotide messenger RNA. Its product is annotated as GTP cyclohydrolase 1-like. Gene Ontology annotation, molecular function: zinc ion binding; GTP cyclohydrolase I activity; GTP binding. The transcript has 2 exons. The coding region runs from base 1 to 729 and encodes 242 amino acids. Gene Ontology annotation, cellular component: cytoplasm. Gene Ontology annotation, biological process: tetrahydrobiopterin biosynthetic process; tetrahydrofolate biosynthetic process. The record is from RefSeq and is a predicted model, not a curated record. Lineage: Eukaryota; Viridiplantae; Streptophyta; Magnoliopsida; Zingiberales; Zingiberaceae.